Trypanosoma cruzi is the source of this 618-nucleotide messenger RNA. RefSeq lists its product as uncharacterized. NCBI's taxonomy places the organism in Eukaryota, Euglenozoa, Kinetoplastea, Trypanosomatida, Trypanosomatidae. Bases 1 to 618 code for a protein of 205 amino acids. The record is from RefSeq and is a predicted model, not a curated record. The transcript has a single exon.
AUGUUUUUUUUUUUUUUUUUGUUCUUCGUUGAAGUCUUUUUGAUUGUGUGUGGAACUAUUUUUAGGAGCCACACGAGGCAGAUGAGGCCGGCACAGCCGAGUGGUAGGGUAACGGCAUCAAAUGGAAGCUGCAUUAAUUUGUUUACGCAAGAAGCACAGCGAUAUUCCUCAAAGACGAGUCGUAUGUUUUUCGCUCAUGCAUCUUUGGCAGGGGCGUUUGGAGCACUCUCCGCCGUGGUGGGAAAACUUGCAGUGACGAAGGACAGCGAUAGUUUGUUGUUCGUGGCGCUCGCAUCGUUUUUUUCAAGGGGGGAAUUGCGUGACGCUGAGUUGCAGUGGGUUGGUGUGGUUACGCUUGUUAUUCGGGUGCUGUUGUUUGCCUCAAACAUCUUCUUCACGGCACAGAUGUGGCGUUGGCAUCUUAAGGCCCUGUCGUGCGGCCCCACACCGGUCUGUCAAAUUGUGAACACAGGGAUGAACUUUGCGGUGAGUGCCUUUUUUGGUCUGUUUGUCUUCCGCGAGGAAAUAAGUGCGAUGUGGGCGGUGGGUGCCCUUCUCGUCGCUAUCGGGCUUGCGCUGGUGGUCUCGGAUGCGGACGCCUUUGCGCACCGAAACUAG